AUGGCCCCCAAGAAGAACAAGAAGGAUGCCAACAGCAUCAACUCGCGCCUUGCGCUUGUGAUGAAGUCUGGAAAGGUGACCCUCGGCUACAAGAGCACCCUGAAGAGCCUGCGAACCGGAAAGGCCAAGCUCGUCAUCAUCGCCGGCAACACUCCUCCUCUCCGCAAGUCCGAGCUGGAGUACUACUCUAUGCUGUCCAAGGUCGCCGUUCACCACUUCAGCGGAAGCAACAUUGAACUCGGUACCAGCUGCGGAAAGCUGUUCUCCUGCUCUACCAUGGCUGUUCUGGAUGCUGGUGACUCCGAUAUCCUCAGCGACCAGCAGGCUUAG
Anthostomella pinea is the source of this 330-nucleotide messenger RNA. NCBI's taxonomy places the organism in Eukaryota, Fungi, Ascomycota, Sordariomycetes, Xylariales, Xylariaceae. The record is from the annotation of a GenBank genome assembly.